UUUUUUCAAAUUUUCUAUCAGGCUUCCCGAUCUUUUCUGAAUUUACAAAAAAAUUCAUGCAAAAAAAUUCAAAAAAGAAUUUAUUUUGGAAAAUUCAUUUUUUCUGUCUCAAUGUAUUUUAACCAGGGGGUGAGUGAGUGCUUUUUUGCUCAAUCCCCUCCCCUAAAUUUUUUUUCCAUUCCGGCGAAGGGGGAAUCUCUCCUAGCUACGGGCAUGACUUCAACUAAUAGACUCUCAACUUUGGAUUGUUGUUACUUAAACGCCGACUCAAAUAAAACAUAUUUAAACUUUUACCAUCAACUAACUGUUGGUUUAAACUGCUAAUUUUUUCACCCUAUUUUUAGUUUCGUUUUAAAUAUUCUGAAAAUUUUUUUCUAAAAACCAAACACUAGUCUCGACCUUUAUUUUAAACUCAAAAAAUAUGUUUCCAAAACAUCAUUCAAUUAAAUAUAAUUUUUUUAACAAUUUUUUAGGGGAGCAAUUCUAGCAAUGGAUAUGUCUCCAAUGGGUGAAACUUGUUAUACUGCUGGAUUAGAUGGAGUUAUUUGUUGUUGGACAAUUCCAUCAACUGUUGGUUUAGAUGUUUAUCAAACAUUUGACCCAAAUUUAUUGCAAGAACGUUUAAAUGGACAUACAGACGCUAUUUGGUCAUUAAGUUAUCAUUCUUCGUCGAAUAGGUUAAUUUCUGCGUCAGCUGAUGGAACAAUAAGAAUUUGGGUUGUUGGAUUAGCUGAUGGAGCAAUGCCUACACCUUUACUUAAAACAAUUACUGAAUUAGACAAGCCAAGAUCUAUUGAUGUUGUCUCAACUGAAUCUCAACAACUUUUAUGUGCUUGUGUUCAUUCUCAAUGUCAUAUUAGAGAUUUUGAAACUGGACAAAUUGUUUUGAAUUUUCAAAAAGUUGAGGAUGGAGGUUAUUUUUUAAUUUUUAAUUAG
Meloidogyne enterolobii is the source of this 936-nucleotide messenger RNA. The record is from the annotation of a GenBank genome assembly. Lineage: Eukaryota; Metazoa; Nematoda; Chromadorea; Rhabditida; Meloidogynidae.